AUAGCCACGAAUGUCUUCAGUGGACUCCAUGGAUUAAUGCCGACCAAAAUACAACUGACGGUGGCGACUACGAGCUGAUCGGCUUCAAUCUGGACGUGGAGGGGAGCCGACCUGGCCGGGUGACCCGUGAGCUGGCGCGGAGGGGCAUCGUCUGCAAUAACCCCGUGCAGGUACAGUGUCGGGAGGCCUCCACCAAGCGUCACUGGUAUCAAACCGGAGAUGCUUCCAUAUCACCUAAGUAUGCCCGCUGCUCCCUCGCCGAAGGCAUGAGGUGUCAGAACAAGUAUCUAUCUCGCGGCAAAUGUCAUGAUUAUGAGAUCCGACUGCUCUGCUGGACGGACAAGUGCCGCCAUCUUAAGUGGACCGCCUGGAGUGAUAUCGAUAACCCCAGCGGCCACUGUGACUGUGAAACGCGAGCCGACACCCGGCCUGGCUGUCCUGAUGGACGCACUCCUUUGGAUAUCGACUGCCGCACAGUAGACGGGCAGCAUGCGGCGCUCACCAAAGACUUCCAUGUGGUGUGCGAUGUCAACGAAGGCAUGCACUGCUUCAAUCAGUUUCAACCCGGAUACGUGAAAGGCUCCUGGCACCCACUGUGUCUUGAUUACAAAGUUCGCCAUCUGUGUGGAAAUUUGUACACGAAGCCAAAUAACUCGGCCGAAAUUAUUUAUCCCAUACAGUUGCAUGAGGUAAAGUAUAAUCUGAGUGAUAUUCACUGGGAAGGGUAAACAGACGUGAGAUAAAGAUAAGGAGUCAAAGCUUCUGCUGGCAGUCAAAAAGGAAAACCUUGAAUGCAUUCCGUCAGCGAAUUUGGUCCUUUAUCUUUGUCCUCCUGAUCCCCGGGACGAUAAAAAGAUGUUUCGCCUUUGCUGAAAAAUAAAACAUCCCCAUGAGUAAAA
Molecule: messenger RNA, 899 nt
Organism: Amphibalanus amphitrite
Lineage: Eukaryota; Metazoa; Arthropoda; Thecostraca; Balanomorpha; Balanidae
Exons: 4
Coding region: 267-728 (153 amino acids)
Source: RefSeq, a predicted model, not a curated record